AUGGAAAAGCUUGCCAACAUUUUGAAGGAUGAAAUUCCUGUUGUUCCAGAAACAGAUGACCAAACAGAAAAGGAUCUGAAAGUUGUUGAAUUAACCCAAUGGGAACAUAAUGAUGAGUUAUGUAAGAAUUAUAUUCUUAAUGGACUUGCUGAUGAUUUGUAUGAUUACUACAAUUCCGACAACAAAACUGCCAAACAGGUUUGGAAUGCUCUUAAGAAGAAAUAUGAUACUGAGGAAGCUGGAGUCAAAAAGUAUGUUGUUAGCUGCUUCCUCAAAUAUCAAAUGAUAGAUGACAAAUCUGUGGAAGCUCAGUCUCAUGAAAUCCAGAAAAUUGCUCACGAGAUUAUCUCUAAAGGUAUGUCCCUAGAUGAACAGUUUCAAAUUGUUGUUAUUAUUGACAAACUGCCCCCUGCUUGGGAAGAUUUUAAAAAUUCUCUUAAGCAUAAAACAAAAGAAUUCUCUCUAGAAAGUCUAAUAACCCAUCUUAGAAUUGAGGAGGAAUCUCGAAAGCAAGACCAGAAAGAUGAAGUUCUUCUAGUGGCAAAUAACAAGAAAAAGAAAUUCAUUGGAUCAGUUCUGAAGCAAAACGGCAAACAACUAAAGAAUCCAAAUAAGAACUUCACUUUAAAAACCAACAACAAGAAUGGAAACCCUCCAAAGGUCCCAAUUAUAAGGAAGCAAGGUUGA
Cicer arietinum (chickpea) is the source of this 687-nucleotide messenger RNA. Lineage: Eukaryota; Viridiplantae; Streptophyta; Magnoliopsida; Fabales; Fabaceae. The record is from RefSeq and is a predicted model, not a curated record.